AUGGCUAAAUCAUUAGUCCAUACACGGACUCCGGGUCAGGAGAUGGCCCAAUUCACACAGAAUAUAAUCAUGGGUACACCAUUCGAGACGACAUCAAGGUCGGUCAACAGGAUUCAUACCUUUUUCCUGAGACGUUAUAACAUAGAUAUUCUCAAUUGGAACCCAUCGGGCUUGGUGUCUCUGGGCUUGUUUGGUAGGACCAUUGUGCAGCAUCAAAUUCUGCACCGGAGCGUGGCUGUGAAAAAGCUGACCGACCCAUUUAAAACGGCCACUGUUGCGAAACAUAUGUUUCGGGAGAUCAAAUUACUGAAGCAGCUCCAACAUGAAAACGUUUGCCUCCCUUCGUAUUCUCUCUCGAAUUUGGCCCUAACGAGGACCCAGAUUAUUCAUUUACAGGACAUCUUCAUCUCUCCGACCGAAGAUAUCUAUCUUGUGACCGACCUUAUGGCGACCGAUCUGCAUAGUGUUCUGAAAGCUAGAGCUGUUGACAGCCAGUUUACUCAGUACUUUAUGUAUCAGAUCUUGCGGGGUCUCAAAUACGUGCACUCGGCCGGUGUUGUCCACCGAGACCUCAAGCCUAGUAAUAUUUUGAUUAACGAGAAUUGCGAUCUGAAGCUUUGUGACUUUGGCCUGGCCCGUGUCCAAGAGGCACAUAUGACCGGCUAUGUCUCCACCCGAUACUACAGAGCUCCAGAGAUCAUGCUCACUUGGCGCCGAUACAACGAAAAAGUGGAUAUCUGGAGCGCUGGCUGUAUUUUUGCAGAGUUAAUCCUGGGAAGACCCCUGUUUCCAGGCAAGAAUCACAUUGAUCAAUUCUGUGUGAUUACGGAACUGUUAGGAAGUCCGCCUGAUAACGUCGUGGCUAAGGUGGCUAGUGAAAAUGUUAAUCUUAUCCCAGCAACUUUGAAAUUUGUCAGUUCUCUCCCAAAAAGACCACGCCAACCAUUGUCGAAGCUUCUCCCUAGCACCGAUCCAAAAGCAAUUGCUUUGUUAGAGAAUAUGCUCCAGUUUGAUCCAGACAAGCGAUGUUCUGCAGAAGAGGCAUUAACCGCGCCAUACCUUGCUCCGUACCAUGAUCCUGCCGAUGAACCGACAGCAACUGAAACAUUCGACUGGUCAUUUCUCGAGGCUGACCUGCCCGCUGAUGUUUGGAAAACAAUCAUGUACGCUGAGAUUCUGGGGUAUCACGAGAUACCAAACGGGUCAAUCCCACUCAGUCCACUCAGUCCAAAUACGGAGGGAAUGGAUCUCGGUUGA
Penicillium lagena is the source of this 1257-nucleotide messenger RNA. RefSeq lists its product as uncharacterized. Gene Ontology annotation, biological process: osmosensory signaling pathway; cellular response to oxidative stress; stress-activated MAPK cascade. Gene Ontology annotation, cellular component: nucleus; cytoplasm. Lineage: Eukaryota; Fungi; Ascomycota; Eurotiomycetes; Eurotiales; Aspergillaceae. The transcript is spliced from 8 exons. The coding region runs from base 1 to 1257 and encodes 418 amino acids. Gene Ontology annotation, molecular function: ATP binding; protein serine/threonine kinase activity. The record is from RefSeq and is a predicted model, not a curated record.